CCGAGGGGCGGGGCACACGCGCAGCUGGGUGGAAUCUGUUUUGGGAUAUUCCAGUUGUCCAGAAAUCUUGGAGUGGGAGUUGUCGAAGAGAUUUUAUUUUUGUGUGUGCGCACGUUUGUUUUGUCCGUGGAUUUGCCACCGAUUCCGCCGCCGCCAUGCCCGGGAUAGAGAAGCUGCCGAUAGAGGAGACGCUGGAGGACAGCCCGCAGACCCGCUCUCUGCUGGGAGUGUUUGAGGAGGACACUGCCGCCAUGUCCAACUACUGCACACAGCUCUACCAGGCAAUGCAGAGGAUUUAUGAUGCACAGAAUGAGCUCAGUGCUGCAACCCACCUGACCUCCAGACUGCUGAAGGAGUACGACAAACAGCGUUUUCCUCUAGGGGGCGACGACGAGGUGAUGAGCUCCACCCUGCAGCAGUUUGCAAAAGUCAUCGAUGAGUUGAGUUCCUGUCACGCUGUCCUGUCCACACAACUUGCAGAUGCCAUGAUGUUUCCCAUCACCCAGUUCAAAGAAAGAGACCUGAAGGAAAUCCUCACUCUGAAAGAAGUCUUCCAGAUAUCCAGCAAUGAUCAUGACAUGGCCAUUAAUCGAUACAGCCGCCUGUCCAAGAAGAGGGACAACGACAAGCUGCGGGCGGAGGUCGUGGAGGACGUCUACACCUCCCGCAAGAAGCAGCACCAGACCAUGAUGCACUACUUCUGCUCACUCAACACGCUGCAGUACAAGAAGAAGACGGCCCUGCUGGAGCCGCUGCUGGGCUACAUGCAGGCCCAGAUCAGUUUCUUCAAGCUGGGAUCAGAAAAUCUUACCCAGCAGUGGGAGGACUUCCUGGGAACCAUAGGAACCAGCGUCCAGAAUGUCCGUCGGGAGAUGGAGGACGAGGUGGGCCAGAUGCAGCAGACCAUCCAGCAGAUGGAGACAUCGUGCGACUCGCUGUACGCGCCGUGUGACCCUGACCCCACCCACUCGCCCGUCUGCCGCAACCUGACCAGGAAACAGGGCUACCUGUUCAUCCGCAAUAAGACUGGUCUGGUGUCGUCGUCCUGGGAGCGUCAGUACUUCUUCACGCAGGGCGGCAACCUGAUGCAGCAGGGCCGCGGCGAGGUGGCGGGCGGGCUGGUCACCGACCUGGACAACUGCUCCGUCAUGGCGGUCGACAGUGACGACCGCCGCUUCUGCCUCCAGGUCACGUCCUUCGACGGCAAGAAAGUGGUGACGCUGCAGGCGGAGAGCAGGAGGGACUGCGAGGAGUGGAUCUCGACCAUCAACAACAUCUCCAAGAGGAUCUACCUGAGUGAGAACGCAGAGGAGCUGGCGGCCAGAGUGAACCAAUCGGCGAUCGAAGCUGUGACGCCGUCACCGUCCUUCCAGCAGAGACACGAGAGCAUGAGACCCAGCAGCAAAGGGCGCGUGGGCCGAGCGAGCAGCAUUAGCUCUGUGGGGUCGGAGCCGUCGCCCGCUCUGUCUGUGCUCUCAUUGGACGCACUGGUCGCCCCGGAAACACCCAUCCAGUUUGACAUCAUCUCCCCUGUCAGCGAGGAGAACUCGGCACAGAGCAAGACCGCGGCUCAGUCGGGCAGAAGGAGUAAUCCAUUCGGAGAGUCUGGAGACGGCACAUCAGAAGACAGUGAAGAAUCGAUCCUGCACCAGCUCUUCAUCGUCCGCUUCCUGGGCUCCAUGGAGGUGAGGACGGCCGAGUCGGCCGACGUCAUCCCUGAGACCAUGAGACAGAUCCUGGCCGCCAGGGCCAUUCACAACAUCUUCAGGAUGACCGAGUCACACCUGCUGGUCACCUGCGACUGCCUCAAGCUUAUUGAUCCUCAGACACAAGUCACUCGACUCAGGUUCCCUCUGUCCAGCGUGGUUCAGUGUUCGUCCCACCAGGACAACAAGAGGCUGUUUGGUUUCGUCCUGCAGUCGGCGAGCGGGCGCGGUGACGACCGAGCCGUCUGCUACAUCUUCGAGUCCAACAACGACGGAGAGAAGAUCUGCGACAGCGUCGGUCUAGCCAAGCAGAUCGCCUUCCACUCUGAGAUGGACCGUAAGUCGGUGGAGAAGAGGAAGGAGCAGGACAAGGCCAAAGAGAAACAGCAGGAGGAACUCGACAAGCAGAGGCAGAUAGAAAAGGAUCUGGAGGAGCAGAGCCGCCUGAUCGCCGCCUCGAGUCGUCCGGCCAACCCGCCCGCCGCCGACGGACAGUUCCUGGUGCUCAGCAACAGCCAAUCGGAGGACAGCGAUGCCGGGGACGAGGGGAAGAAGAAGGGCGAGUCCGAGGCCUGACGACGGUGCAGAGGAUGCAUGUUUCACCUCCCCGGCGAGUUGGAGCACCACCCGGGGCUGGUGCCCGGGACUGAAAAACAUGUGCUCCCUCUCCAGCUGGACUCCGAUGGAGCAGAGGAUGAACUGAACGCACCCCUCGCUGUGAGAGGAGGAACAAGGGGAGUCGCAGCCCUUUCGAUUUAUUCUGUGUAAAAAUGGCGCUGCUUUUUUUUUUUAUACCGGCUCCGCUUUCCAGACCCAGAUAAAAAAAUAAUAAUAAUCAAAGAUUAACCUGUAAGUUUCUGUUUUAUAUGUUUUAUUUAAUAAAAAGAAAAAAGAGAGCUAAGAAUAAUACCAGAGAUAUAUAGAGCAGAACAGCAUGUGAGAAGGAAUUAACUACAGCAGACGGACUCGGACAGUGUCAGUGUCGGUGUCGGCUCUUGCCCAGGGGCACGUUGGCCACUCGCAGAUCCACUAGGGGGCGACAGGACACCUCCGAUGUUUUCUUAUAUCGGUGUCGUUGGGGAAUCACGUGACCUGCAAUGUUCCCGAGCAAACAAGAGAAGCAAGGGCUCUUAUUUUGAAGAGUUCUGUUGUGAUGCUUAUAUCUGACUUUGUUUUUUUUUUAUCUGUUUUAUCUAUUUCUCAAAAAUUAUCUUUUAUCUUCCUACCGGACGGUCACCGGUUGCUCGUUCUUUUCACCCCAGGAUGAGAAAUAACUCCCAGAGUCUUGAAACGUUGAAUCCAUCAGUCAAACGAAACAACAUUUGAUGAUGUGAGCUUGAGAAGUAGAAAAUUGUGGUCUUUUCUUUUUGCUGUGUCGUUUCCAGGUGUUUAAUAUACCAAACAAUUACUACAAAUAAUCGGAUUAAUUGACAAAAAAUUCAUAAUUAUUGUUCCUCGCUACUUUGAGUGAUAAAAGAGUUUAUAUCACAAAUUUAACGCUGAAGCCAAAUUCAGAUGUUAGUUUGAAAAGAUAGAAUAUUUUGGGAUGUUUGUUACUACUUCAUACUCUGACGUGGCGUAAAGAAGCAACAAACAUCUACUUUAUAAUUUUCAACAGUCAAAAUACAGUCUGCUACACACACCGACAUUUCCGUUUCCUCACUGACGCUGUUUUUGUCGGAAAAAAAGAAAUACGGUUACAAACUUUUAGAUUCUCUUAGAAAAGCAUAUACAUUUUAAUAACUCAGUAAACGUGUGUGUAAGAGCCAUGUUCCAUGAAAUCCGGACCGUCCUCCAUUGUGAUGUUAAUCUGCGUCAUUGUGUCGGGGCCUUUGUUUUAUUCAUAAAAUCUGCCUUUCACCCAGAACUGUAGAGAAUUGAACUGAACAAGCUUCUUUGUCCAGGUGGGACCGAGACGUUGCAUGUGUCUCCUCGGUCAGCGGCGGGCGGCGUUAACGUGAAGACUUUUCUGAAUCGACAGGUUACCAAUGAUUUUAUAUUCCGCUUGUUUGGGGUUUUUCUUGGGGGGGUGGAGGUUGUUGUUACCUUGACUCACACGUGUUGAUGGAGCUGCACUUUAACAACAGGCAAAACACGAGCGGGUGCUGGAACUGUACAUAUGUCUUAAGUGAUCGAUGUUGUAUAGUGUCAUGAUUAAUAAAAAGGCUUUUCAGUGCCGAAUAAAAACACUAACUCCA
Scophthalmus maximus (turbot) is the source of this 3904-nucleotide messenger RNA. RefSeq names its product adaptor protein, phosphotyrosine interaction, PH domain and leucine zipper containing 1 (gene appl1). Lineage: Eukaryota; Metazoa; Chordata; Actinopteri; Pleuronectiformes; Scophthalmidae. The record is from RefSeq and is a predicted model, not a curated record. The transcript has 22 exons. The coding region runs from base 156 to 2282 and encodes 708 amino acids. Gene Ontology annotation, molecular function: protein binding. Gene Ontology annotation, cellular component: endosome membrane; cytoplasm. Gene Ontology annotation, biological process: signaling.